AACCAAUACUAUAAUUAUUAUUAUUAUAAGGCCCACUGCUAUUGCUACUAAUAAUAGAGGUGCUUUGUAAAGGGUUCCUCCUUGCCAAUCCUGAUGUUAAGCAGUGGGGCAGAUAAAAGACCUUCAAGCCGGUCACAGUCUCCGUCCCACCCAGGGCUUGUGAUCUAAACUGGGGGCACGGGGUACGGGCAUCGAAUCCCCAUUUUAGAGACGAGGCAAGUGAGGCACAGGAGUAAAGUGACUUGCCCACGGUCGGACGGUAGGCCCCGGGCAGAGCCGGGGUCAGAACCCCGGUUGGCCAAACCUUCUGCGCGGCUAUACCGAGAUAUUCAGCAGCCACCAGCAGGUAGGUUCUAAGAGUUUUACGGUAGGCUCAGGUCUCCUAGGAACUCAGAACAAUAAAGAGGAUUCUACAUCCGGUGCCCCCGAGGAGACCCAGCGGCUACCGCCACGGAUGGCAGAGUCCCACCUGGCCCGGAGGCGACCACGCUCACGGCGUUGACUUUUACGGCUCUGGCUUCCAGGGGUUCACCUUCCGGGAGAGCCACCGGCCCCGCUCGAGACCAUGAAAGAGCCCUUCCUGGACACGGAGAGACUGGAAUUCCGGCUCAGCCUGGCCCCGGGCCUCCGUUGCGGAAAGAAAACCGACCUGGUGCCCGUGUGCGAGAAGUGCCAGUCGUGCGUGCUGGCCCGGAAAGUCUUCGUCACCCAGGAGUGGUUCCAGAGGUCCUCCGAAGGGCACCGGAGGAAGUUCCUGAGUGGCAUCUUCCAACGGCUGAAGAGCCCCGAGCUGCUGACCUCCUUGUGGACGCUCCUGGGCCCCUCGCAGGGGAAGGACUUCCUGCACGCCCGGGCCUACCUGGGCCCCAGGCUGGAGGAGGAGGUCCGCGGCUCCCGGCUGGGCCACGAGCCGAAGAAGGAGAAGCUGGAGGUCGUGAAGCUGGCGACCUGGAAGUGGUUCGCUCGGCAGUCCUACUGGACCAAAGCCAACUUCACCAUCUGUCUUCUGCAGAUGUGCGGCCCGGCUCUCUUGAAUUUCGCUGCCUCUCUGCUGAGGGACCAGGCCAGGCUGGUGGACCCGGAGCAGAAGGCAAGAGCAGAGCGCACAGCCGACGUACCAGUUGACACCUCCAAACGUGAGAUUAAAUUAAUCCCCGAGAGAAGAAAGAAUUUGUCGUCUUCCAGUAGCUCUUCGGUUUCCUUCCCCGAAACCCAGAUCAUUCCUUCCGCCGUCUCCCCUGAGAAGCAAGCAUUCCUUCAGUACAUCUUCCAAGAGGCGGAUAUAAAACACCCUGAAACCCAGUCCAGGGUGGAGACGCUGAGUUCGAGGUUAAAUGAGGAGAAGGUCCUCUGCGGGGAGCCCGUUCUGCCGUCGGAGAAUGAAAUGGCAACCAAGACCAAGGUCCUUCCGGCUUUCACCAAAAGAACCGCCUCUCGCUGGUCGUCAACCGGAUUUUUCCGGUACAAGGAUUUUAUCCGCUACCUGCCCAUCCAUCUCUCCAAGUACAUCUUAGGCCUUCUGGACCCAAGCUCCUUGAAUAAAUGUUUCUACGUUAGCCGCCACUGGGCCAUGCUGGCCAGACAAGUCAAACGGGACCACGUGACCCAGAAGUCCCUUCAGGAUUUGAUUGUCAUGCUGCAGGGAUCCUAUCCUCGGGGAAUAAAUCCAUCCUAUGCCAGCUGGCACCUCAUUCCGGUGCCCAAGGUCACUGAAGAUGGGGAGAUCAUCAAAUUCAAAGGUCACAAAUGGAAAUUUCGAACCAAGAACGAGUACGGUCUGGAGGCGGCCUAUUACGGGCAGGAGACAGAAAUGAUCCCGAUGGAAGAGAGGAACGUCUUCUGUGGCACGUACAACGUUCGCAUCUUGACCGACGUGUGGGAGCAGAACAGGGUGAUUCACUACUGCGGCGGAGAGCUGGUGGCCUUGGGGUCCACGGAUCGGAAGAUCAGGCUGCUGGACGUCUUCCAGAUGAAGGAGACGCCACCCGUGUUCCGAGGCCACGCCGGUAGCAUCAGAGCCCUCAUCCUCAGCGAGAAGGACUCAUUUGUCCUGAGUGGGAGUUACGACUUGAGUAUUAGGUGCUGGAGUAUGGUCACUGGUUCCUGUACUAGAAUCUUUAACGGUCACACGGGAACCAUCACUUCCUUGGAUUUAUUCGAAAACAGACUGGCUUCGGGAUCAAAGGACUGCCAGGUGAAAGUGUGGGACAUAAUCAGCGGGAAGUGCCUGAGAACCUUCAAACACAAAGAUCCCAUUCUGUGCACCAGAAUCAACGACACCUACAUCGUCAGCGGCGGCGAACAGGGACAGGUCAGCGUGUGGCACUUCGACUCCGACACCCUGGUCAAGACUCUGAACGGUCACGAAGGAUCAGUGAAGUGCCUCUGCUUUGACCGGUGGCAUCUCCUGUCGGGAAGCAUGGACGGCUACGUUUUGGGGUGGAGCAUGGUGGGAAAACACCAGCGAUGCUUGACGGCUUUCAAGCAUCCAAGGGAGGUGCUCCACGUGGCUUUCCUCUACCUCCGGGUCAUCAGCGGCUGCGCCGAUGGGAAAAUCCGUAUUUUUAACUUCUUGACCGGAGCCUGCCUGAAGAUCAUGAGAGUCAACAGCCGGGGCGACCCUGCCAACUCCUUCUACAUCGAAGGCAACAGGAUGGUGAUCAACACGGACAGCAACAUCCUGAUGUUCCAGUUUGAGAACAUGCAAUGGGAUUACACUAAUGACCAACAGAAAAUCAUGACCAAGAGCGGGAAACCCAAAACCUUCAAUUCCCCCAAGCAGGCUUCUCUUCCCGAGGGGGCUCCGAGUCAAAAGCAGACGAAGCCCACCUCGCGCAGAGUUUCGGAAGAAAUUCAAGUCAAGGCAAAGUACUUUCCCAGGAAGCGCUCCGCUCCCUUCCUGCACCUGCCUCUCUCCUCAAGGAGCCGAUCGCCUCCCGCAGGCUCGGAAGCCUAUCGCUUUCCAGCGGUGGAGGCGGCCGAGGCGAUUCUCCGGCGAGGAAAGACACGGGGCCCGUGGCCGCCCGUGUCUCCGGACCAGCUCCUCCUGACGGUCGGCGCCCUGCAGCGGGCCCACGGGGCCAGCGAGGCCAGGAGCCAGGCGCUGGGCCGAGACCACGUCCGGAGCGCCUGGGAGCCGGCCGUCCUCCCCCGGGGCCGACCCGGGAAGGUGCCGUCCUUCAGGGGCCCGCCGCCCCCCGAGCCGCGGGACCCGGAGGGCCGGGCCGAGGACAUCAGCCUCACCUGGGGGUUGAAGAAGAUCACGAUGCCAUUUGAGAUCCAGAAGCUGCGACCCGACGUGAAGCACUCCCUGCAGGGCCCCGACGUUCGCUCUCACAUCCCCGAGCCCGUGCUCGUGAGGUCCAGGUCCUGCGGCAGCCUGAAGAACGUCCCCAGGAGAGCCGAGCCCAGCCCGCUCGGGCGGGUCGGCAUCCCCAGGGACGGCGAGGCGCGUCUGAUCGGCCGCCUCAUUGGCCUCCGGGCCAUCCAGCCCGAGCACAUGGUCAUCGGGACCCCGUGGGGGACGGCCCCGCUCCCCAAGGAGAGGCCGCGCUUCACCGUGCCCGACCCCUACCGCGUCGACGGCGGCUUCCGUCUGCUCACCGUCAGGGAGAAGGAGGAGCUCCGGGAUUCCCAGCUGGCCAGCUUCCAGGCCAUGAUGCCCAAGGGCCCGGCGGACCCGGACAGGGCCCGCCGAAUCUCAUGGCUCCGGAAGAUCAAGGGCCUGCCGAUCGACGGAUUCACCAAGGAGGGGAAGACGGCUGCCCCGGAGCUCGGCCGCAAUCUGUUCAUCUGAAUUAGGGGCGGCCCUGGCCCGUCGUGGGGGGACCGCAGGCACGGGAGAGGGGUUUUUAUUUCUAGGGAAGGGGAGGCCUGACCGCCGCUCAGAUGUGCCCCCUCGCACCUGAGCCCCGAGGAGGAGCGUCUUAGAGUCUGAGGGCCAGCUCUGGCCACGCGGGCGGUAGCUGGAGACGGGAGCCACGUUCGACGCUGACAAAGGGCUCUUUCCCCGCCGUAGGAAGGCGGCCGUCCCCACGUUCUCAGAGGCGGCUAUGCCAUCCAGCCGCCCUCGGAAAUAAACGCUCAGGACUCCGAC
Ornithorhynchus anatinus (platypus) is the source of this 4096-nucleotide messenger RNA. RefSeq names its product CMT1A duplicated region transcript 1 (gene FBXW10B). The record is from RefSeq and is a predicted model, not a curated record. Lineage: Eukaryota; Metazoa; Chordata; Mammalia; Monotremata; Ornithorhynchidae. Bases 566 to 3796 code for a protein of 1076 amino acids. The transcript is spliced from 13 exons. Gene Ontology annotation, molecular function: protein binding.